Messenger RNA from Phytomonas sp. Hart1, 2031 nucleotides. The record is from the annotation of a GenBank genome assembly. Lineage: Eukaryota; Euglenozoa; Kinetoplastea; Trypanosomatida; Trypanosomatidae.
AUGGGGCUGAUGCGGGAGGGGGCCGGCGAGGCGGCGGCCCUCGCCAACGUCGUGCAGGCGCAUUACCGGGAGGCCCUGGGGCUUCUGCGGCCCCUCGCCGAGGCGGUUGAGCAAAACGCGCAGGACUUUAACGUGGUGUGGACGCUCUGGCAGGGGCUCUUGCGCGGCUCCGACGCCGCCUACGAGGCGGAGCGGACAGGGGAGGCGCGACUGACCUACGGGAGCCUCCUUGUCGCCUUUUCCCGCGUCGCCGCGGGGCUGGACCCGAGGACGAGGCGGCAAAUCCUGCAGGAUCUGAGCUCGGCGACCACGCGGAAUAGCAGGGCGGGCUUGCACGACUCCAACACCGUCCGGGAGGCGUUGGUCGCCGCCCUCGGCGCCUGCCUCUCGCCGGCGCACGCUCAGACGAUCUUUAACCAGCUCUCCGCCCCGGCGAAUCGAUCGUUUUUGGACGCCACGGACCUCGCGAUGGGGACGAUGCUGCAAGCCCCUUCCCGGGCCUUGGAUGGCGCGCUUUUUUUCUUCAGCUUUGCCCUCCAGCGGUAUCGUCUUUCCAUGAAUGUCGUCCACGCCUUGGCGGCGCGGAUUCUGCUCGAGGGAAAUGAAAAUCGCGCGAUGGGGGAGGCGGUGAAGGUGGUGUAUACGGUUUUGGAUACCGGCGUUCAGUCGCAACGUGGGCGACUGGAUCCGCAACCGGAGCGGACCUUUUUUCUCCGAAUGUUGAGCUUUUACGCUGCCCUCCACAAUUCAACGGAGGAAAAUGGUGAAAACGGACCAGGCGGAAAGUCUUUUCUGGCUACCGAGGAGCAGAUUCAUGCUGCCGCGCGCGUUCUCAGGGAGUGGAUUUCAGAAACGACGACCGGCGCGUAUGAGGGGUCUUCUGCGCAAUCCAUUCCCCCCCCAACGACCUCAGCUCUUACGAUUCGCUUACUGCAAUCCGUUUGGAUUUUUCUUUUCCAACACUUUGAGCGCGAAGCCGCUGAAAACUCCCACGACGAUCAAAAUAACCCGUUAUUCGAUACUCUGAGGGAUGUACUAAAGGCGAUGUCCCGUGGUCUUUUGCAGGGAUCCGAGAGGCUCUCUCACUCGCUGGCGACGGCGUUUACUUCCUCCACGCAUGCCUUAUCGCGGGAGAUUUGCUCGAGCUCCUGUGAUCCAUUUUUGAAGUCCAAUUUCCCAAUCUGCCAACACACUUCUAAUCAUGAUAAGGCAGGAUUCAAAGAAGAUGAGUCUCGCACGUCCGUAAACGCACUAUCGGUGAGGCUUUUACAUUUCCCAGACUACUUCAACGCCUAUGAUUGCCUUUCGGCAUGGGGGGUAGACGAGAUUCAAACCUUUUUAGAGCUCGUUGAACAGCUUCUUACAGGCUCAGAUCGCAUUACGAAAGGGGAGGAUUCCCAGUAUUGGUGGAUCCGGCUGUGGGAUUACUGCACCUUGGCGGAGCUUGAGGCGCAUCUUCACCGAUUUACCCUUGGUGAUGAUCGGCGUCAUCGUAGUCCAUCCAAUAACGCGCACGACAAGGGUCAAAGGGGUCGAUUUUUCUGCCCAUCCGGCUUACGCGCGGCGACUUCGAAGGGAACGCCCCUGAAGGUGAGGGUUUUAGACGGUUUGGCCGAUACCGAGCUCGCCCUUUGGUUAUUCCGACGACAAUUACACGACCAAAGAAGGGAUGGCGAGGUCUGGCAAGAAGCGAAUCUCAUGAUGGUCGAGGUUGAGGAGGUUAUGAGGGGGAAAGGGAUUCAACUACCACGAUCAUUUUCCAAACCUCAGGAAAUGCUGGUCCGUAAGUGGCUGCGAGAGUAUUACAAGGAAAGCAAAUUAUCGGAGGCGCUCCUAGCCCCGUCGUCAAUUUCCGAUCUCCAGUUUUUCACACGAACGCUAGAGCAAAUGUUUUUUGAAAAGGCCUCAGGCGGGCGGGAGUAUGUUGAAUCGCUUGAAACCCCCAACGACGUCCAAACUGCAGAGGAGACGCCGCGGACGGAAACGACGAAGGAAGCGCAUGGCCUGAGCAAUAUGUUCAUCACGCUCUAA